Molecule: messenger RNA, 309 nt
Organism: Salvia splendens (bonfire salvia)
Lineage: Eukaryota; Viridiplantae; Streptophyta; Magnoliopsida; Lamiales; Lamiaceae
Product: Thioredoxin superfamily protein
Exons: 1
Coding region: 1-309 (102 amino acids)
Source: RefSeq, a predicted model, not a curated record
AUGGAGAGAGUAAGAGAUCUAGCAUCGAAGAAGGCAAUAGUGAUGUUCACGAAGAGCUCGUGCUGCAUGUGCCACAGCAUCAAGAGCUUGUUCUACGAGCUAGGGGCAAGCCCGGCGGUGCAUGAGCUUGACAAGGACUCGAGAGGGAAGGAGAUGGAGUGGGCUUUGAGAGGGAUGGGGUGCAACCCCUCUGUCCCCGCUGUGUUCAUCGGGGGACAGUUCGUGGGGUCGGCCAGAGACGUCCUCUCCUCCCAUGUUGAUGGAACCUUGAAGCAGAGGCUCAUCGAUGCCAACGCCAUUUGGUUCUAG